Molecule: messenger RNA, 330 nt
Organism: Pelobates cultripes (western spadefoot toad)
Lineage: Eukaryota; Metazoa; Chordata; Amphibia; Anura; Pelobatidae
Source: the annotation of a GenBank genome assembly
AUGGCCGCCGCGACCAUUACAAACCGGACCACAAGCUCCCAUCUACAGCAUUGGAGACAACACCUCUCACUGCUACCGGCGGUCCCGAGGGCACCCAAUUUGGACUCUCACUCCACCCACACAAAGAGGAACAACGGACACAGCAGGCUCCAUCUUACAUGCCAGUCUGAUACCAGCGGAAUCACAAGCACGCCCCUGACCACCAAGUACCUAAGCCCUCGAGCAAAUGGCGGGAACCACAGGGGACUUGAUCAUGGCCAGGACGCCAGCCGACUCAGCACUGCUGCAAGAGUAACAAAGCGACUGCUAACAAUCUAUACUCAAUUAUAG